Molecule: messenger RNA, 5747 nt
Organism: Plectropomus leopardus (leopard coralgrouper)
Lineage: Eukaryota; Metazoa; Chordata; Actinopteri; Perciformes; Serranidae
Gene: herc3
Product: HECT and RLD domain containing E3 ubiquitin protein ligase 3
Molecular function (GO): ubiquitin-protein transferase activity
Source: RefSeq, a predicted model, not a curated record
GUGGUACUUCCUCGUUUGUUUUCUGAGCGGAACCGAAACCAGACGCCCAAUUUCAGGAUGCAUCUAUCCAGGGUUGGAAUUUACAUGAAGAGGAGAAAGCGGGGCUGCUCUCAAGCCUGAACACUUUUUGUCUUCCUCCAUCUGGCCGUCACCCUCUCUGCCUCUUCAGAUUGGGGCUCAUCCCCUCUCCCCUUCGCCAACAUGCUCUGUUGGGGGAAUGCAAAGGAUGGACAGUUGGGUAUUGGUAUAGAGAGGAACCCCAUAUUUGAGCCAAGGAACUGUCAGAUAUUCAGCGGCAGGGGACUCAAAGAAGUAGUCUGUGGAGGGCAACACUCGAUGUUCCUGCUGCAUGAUGGGAGUGUGUACACAUGUGGUUCUAACAGCUGCGGACAGCUGGGCCACGACAAACCAGGGACUUCCCCAGAGCUUGUUGGAGCUCUGGACACUCAGACAAUAACAAUGGUGUCGUGUGGUCGGGCCCAUUCAAUGGCGGUGAAUGAGCAGGGUCAAGUGUUUGCGUGGGGAGCUGGUGAAGGGGGCCAGCUCGGCCUAGGGACUGCAGAGGCGGCUGUUCGGAUCCCAAGGUUGGUCAAAAGGCUGUGUGACCACCGGAUCUCUCAAAUAAUGUGUGGGAAUCAGCACUGCAUCGCACUUUCUAGAGACGGUCAGCUGUUCACAUGGGGCCAAAACACCAGCGGGCAGCUCGGUCUCGGGAAAGGAGAGCCCAGCAAGCUGUUCCCUCACCCCCUCAAGUCUCUGGCUGGUAUUCCUUUGGCACAGAUAACCGCUGGGGGAGACCACAGCUUCGCUCUCUCCUUGUCUGGAGCUGUAUUUGGUUGGGGCAAGAACAGAGCUGGACAACUGGGUCUCAAUGAUAAACAAGAUCGUGCUGUCCCAUGCCACAUAAAAUUCUUGAGAUCUCAAAAAGUUGUUCACAUCAGCUGUGGAGACGAACAUACGGCAGCCCUCACAAAGGAUGGUGGUUUGUUUACAUUUGGUGAAGGCUCGUGGGGUCAGCUGGGCCAUGGCUCCACCAAUAAUGAACUUUUACCCAGAAGAGUGCUGGAGCUCAUGGGCACUGAGGUGUCCCAGAUCACCUGUGGGAGGCACCACACGUUGGCAUUUGUGCCUUCCACUGGUGUGGUGUAUGCAUUUGGUUGUAACAGCCAUGGCCAGCUGGGCUCAGGAAUAAUGGGGGAUGCUAGGAGCCCAUAUCCAGUCAAAGCCAGUUUCUUUACUGGGAAUUUCCAUCGAACAGAAUCAAAACAAUAUACAGUGACCAAAAUCAUCUGCGGAGGAGACCAUAGCUUCUUAAUGUAUUCUAAUGAACAGAGUUCUGUCCCCCCAGAAGACUUCAGAGUAAUUAAUAUCAGUAAAUCACUCUCCCCAAUCAAUUAUGAAAGAUUAAAUUCAUGGAGGUUAAAGCUGAUGUACAGCACAGACUCCAGUGUCACAAAUGACAUCAUAAUUCAACUCUCCUCUACGGCUUGUUGGAAUGCCAGCUUCUUGGACCAAAGCGAUGAUACCCACUUCAAAACCAACCCAAAGAUCCCGGGCAUCGAUCUCAACUCUGUCAGAACGCUGUUUGAGACGCUCAGCAAACCGGCCUUCUCUGGACUCCUCGAGCAGGCCACCAAGAGUUUUGAGAGUCUGUUGAUCCCUCAGCUGCCGCGCUCCCCUCCUGAUGUCGAGGCCAUGAGGAUCUACCUCAUCUUGUCCGAGUACCCGGCCCUGAUGGACUCCAAGAACUACAUCCGCCUCACUAUCCCCCUGGCCAUGGCCAUUCUGCGGCUAGACACCAACCCCAGCAAAGUAUUGGAUAACUGGUGGUGUUUUGUGGAUGGCAGCGUGUUCACCAGAAUGGUGGACAUGUACAAGAGCAUUGUUGUGUUCAUGCUGACAGGAGGCAAGACAUUGCUGGUACCGGUGUUCUACCAGAACUAUUUUAUCGCCACACUGAGGCUGCUGGAGAAACUCCACAAGGUAAACUUAAAGGCCCACCAUGUGGAGUACAACCGCUUUUAUAUCCCUGACAUCACCAGCCUGGUGGACAUCCAGGAAGACUACCUCAAAUGGUUUCUGAGUAAAGCUGACAUUAAAGUGGGAUCAUCCUCCCCUUCACAGAGUGACUUUCCCUCAGUGAACCUAUGUGCCUACCCGUUCAUUCUGAACGCUCAAGCCAAGACAACCAUGCUGCAAACAGAUGCUGAACUGCAAAUGCAGAUGGCAGUAAGCGGUGCAAACCUACACAACGUCUUCAUGCUGCUUACGCUGGAACCCCACCUCGCUAGGAACCCUUACUUGGUGCUCCAUGUGCGCAGGAACCAUUUAGUAAGUGACACACUACGUGAGCUCACCAUGUACUCUGAUGUGGACCUCAAGAAACCGCUCAAGGUGAUCUUUGAUGGUGAGGAGGCCGUGGAUGCAGGUGGAGUAACUAAAGAGUUCUUCCUGCUGCUGUUAAAGGAGCUGAUGGAUCCUGUUUAUGGGAUGUUCACUCAUUACAAAGAGUCCAACCUGCUGUGGUUCUCAGACAAAUGUUUUGUUGAGCAGAACUGGUUUCACCUGAUCGGGAUCAUCUGUGGUCUGGCCAUCUACAACUCCACAGUGGUGGAUCUCCACUUUCCCCUGGUUCUCUACAAGAAAUUGCUCGAUGUGCCGCCGACGCUGGAGGACUUCAAGGAGCUCUCACCCACCGAGGCUAGGAGUCUACAACAACUUCUAGACUAUGAAGGAGAUGAUUUGGAGGAGACAUUUCUUCUCAACUUUGCCAUCACCAGAGAGAACUAUGGGAUGACAGAAGUAAAAGAGCUCGUUCCUGGAGGAGAGAACAUCAGUGUGGACAAAAACAACAGGAAGGAGUUUGUGGAGGCCUACCUGCGCUACGUGUUCUCAGACUCGGUGAGCGAGCAGUACUCAGCCUUCUCCUCUGGCUUCCUGAAGGUGUGCGGGGGAGAGAUCCUGUCACUGUUUCAGCCAUCUGAGCUGAUGGCCAUGGUGGUCGGCAACAACAACUACAACUGGGAGGAGAUGGAGAAGAAUGCUGUUUACAAAGGGGAAUAUACAGCCACUCAUCCAACAGUCAGAUUGUUCUGGGAGGUUUUCCACGAGUUUUCUCUGGAGAAGAAGAAGCAGUUCUUAUUGUUCCUGACCGGCAGCGACCGUAUCCCCAUCCAUGGCAUGGAGAGCCUGCGCAUCGUUAUCCAGUCAACCACAGCGGAGGAGCACUACUUGCCGGUGGCCCACACCUGCUACAACCUGCUGGACAUGCCCCGCUACCAGACCAAAGAGAUCCUGCGCCGCCGUCUCACUCGGGCUGUGGAGCAGUAUGAGGGUUUCAGCCUGGUCUGAUGGGAGGGGGGUUCCUGCAGCAGCUUUAAUGCACUUUAACAGCAAUACGACCACCUUGUCAGUGUCAAAAGAGUGUAGUGGGGGACUUUGGGACACAGAAAGGUCACUCUCUUUAUAUGCUCUCACAAGAUUGUUAAGCAUCUUGAAUCUGAAAGGUCUAUCUAUGUAAAUCAGAGUAUCAUGUUUUCAUUGCUUUGGGUGCAGUUUCUCAGUGUUUUAGGACCAUUUGAAAGACAUGAUGUAUGGAUAUUUAUUUUAAAUGUAUGACAGUCCUGAAAUAAAAAUUACAUACCUAAAUUUACAUGACAACCUGGGAUCAUGAAAAUUAGGUGACCAAAAAUCCAGAUGAGGCUGAGAAACUCUGACUGUUUGCUUAGUUUUAUUUUUGUCUUUUUUUUUUUUUGGUGUGUAUUUUAUAUUCAACUCCUUAAAUUCUAUUUUCACCCUUAAAGAAUUCUGUUAUUAUCUUGAGACAAUAUAUUGUUUUUUGUUACUUUUACUUAAUUAAAUAGAGUGGUUAUUUUUUGAGAAAAUAUAAAAUCUGUAUAUAUGUAUGUAAAUAGCACUUUGAAUAUAAUCUUUACCCUUGACAUUGGGAGGAGUGUUUGUCCCGCUGAUCCUUUUAAAUCUGGACACCAGCAUGUCCUCUCUGCCUAAAAUUAAAGAGGGACAAUGGGAGAGUAUUCAGCAGGCAGAAAGGAGCGAGGUGAAACAUGGUGAAUAUAAUUUGCAAUCUCUCUUUCCUUUUUUAGCUGUGGACUACAGAGCAGCUGACUUGAACCUGCAUUCAACAGUGUUGCCUUCUACAGCAAAACGUGAAAAGCUGACUUUAAAAGUUGAUUUUUAGUGGUAAUGUGUGCAUGUUCUUGGGUGAAAGCAAAAAAACUGGCAUUUAUAAAGUGUGACAUUUAUGGAAAUACAGACAAUAGCUUCCUGGUGAAGAUUUCGAUGAGAAGAUUUUUCAUGGUUGUCCGUGAAUUAUAAGGUGGCUACUAGCAGCCGCUUAGCUUAGCUCAGUUUAGCUUACCUUAGCACAAAGCCUGGACAGGGGACGAACCGGCUUUUCUGUCUCUGUCCAACGGUAACAAAACCCGCUACUACCACAACUAAAGCUCACUAACUAACACGUUACAUCUCAUUUGUUUAUGUGUACAAAAAACCACAGAGUAAAAACAAUGACUCGACGACAUUUGCGUAUCGGACUGUUUCUUGGCUGCGACCGGUGUUCCGUCGUUUUCUGUGACCCAUUAGAUGAUGUGACAGCAUUUAGAAUAGGCCACAAAUAACGUUAGCCUGGUCACAGGAUAGGAUGGGUAACAGAAUACAGUGUAACACCACUUAAGAAGAGCGUUCUGGAGUUUCCUGUUAGCUUGACAGCUGCUCAGCGCAAAAGUAACGUCAUAUAACUGGCGCAUAAUUUAGCAUAACAUGUAAAAUAGUCGUUUUUACACGAUUUUUUACGUACAGAUUUGAUAAAUGGGUUAAUUUGUGAACGUAUUAUGCUGAUAUUCUCGAUUUUUAUAACGGCCGAAUAAAGUUAAACAAGUUAUUUCCGUUCUUUCUUGCUAACCUAAACAAAGCUAAGCUAACCGUUUGCUGGCUGUAGCUUCACAUUUAAUGAAGCUAAGCCAACUGCCAACCAGAGAGCCAGUGAGUGCAUGUCCAAAAAAUGUCCUUUAACACAAAAUAUAUAAUCAUUAAAAUUAAUAAUUGUAAUUAGUUUGUUUCCAAGUUGCAGAUAAGUAAAUUCUGACUGUAAAUUAUUUCUGAGGGGAUAACACAAUAUUUAAUAGUCUGGGCAGAUGACUUAUAUUUAAUACGCUACUCAGUUUGUUCCAAAUCUUGCCCUGAAACUGUAUUUAUUCCUACAGUUAAACCUCUUAAUCCAAAUGUUUAAUUAGAUUGUGCAUUGGCGUGAAGUGUGUGAAAUGGUCUUGCAUAUCUACAUAUAUAUUUUUUAUAUAUUUCAUACAUGGAGGUGGAGUCACAGUGACUUGAGACAGUAAAUGACUUGAGUGUCCUAACAGGUCAGUCUGACACAUCCAUUUAGCAAUAACAACCUGAAACAGCCCAGUAAAGUAGUGAUAACUCUGGGUUGGACAUCUAAAGGUCUUUAAACAGUGGACUCCUCUGAGAUGAUCUCUUGGGACAGUUCAUCCUCUUGCUUAGCUCUAUACUGCAUGUACACACAUGUCCAACAUGUUCAGUCAGUAUUUGUCUAAUUGAAGCUCAUUUCUCCUGCAGAGUUUAGUCCUAUGCAAAGGUUUGUGCAGCCCUUGACUUUUUUGCACCUUUAAUGUGCUACAGAAAAAUGUGAUUUUGCAUAUUUGUCUGAAAUCUUCACAAAGCUCUCUGUUCCAGCCAACUUUUUAAUAAAACAAUAUAGUGUUUCAUGA